AUGUUGAUCCUAAUAGCCUGGUGGUGUGUCAUCUGGAUAGCAAAUGGUGCAGUGCUUGAUCCAGCUCUAUAUCUUUUACCAAGUCCCCCCAUGAACGAAAAAUCUGCACCUUGGACACAGAAGAGAGUAGAACGAAAUGCUCACGAUUUAUCUGUGGUUCCCAUACAGUACGAAAAACUUACCUAUGCAGCAAUACGCACAACAACGUUGCCAUCAUUUCAAACCUCAUCUUUACCGUCAGUUUCAACAACACAAUCUGUUUCGCCACCACCAACUAUGACGCGUCUUACACUAAAGCCUCUUACAACAACGACGUUGAGUCCCACAAAAACAACAGAAAACCUAGAAUUAAUGGACAAUGCAGAAACAUUCUGGCCACUGUUCCGCACUUCGCUGCCUUACGUCGGUAUCCACGUCCCUUUGUCAUUCCGCCUAAGUGGUACUUAUGGAUAUGGACAAGACACGGUAUUAGGUUCUGCCACGGGCAAUACAGGUGUAAUAAGCACAAGUUAUGUUAGUACACCGAAUAAGCACCCCGGCGUUCAAAAUUUGUACGAACAAAUAGGUUUGUAUGGAAAAUCAGGGUUGGCAGGUAGUAGUUAUGGUUCUUAUUCUGGCUACGGUACAAGAAUUUACGGCAGCCAAGGUGAUUCAGCGUGGAGUGGGUGGGGCAAUGGAAAAUGGGGACAUUAUGGGAAGGGAUAA
Molecule: messenger RNA, 705 nt
Organism: Hyposmocoma kahamanoa
Lineage: Eukaryota; Metazoa; Arthropoda; Insecta; Lepidoptera; Cosmopterigidae
Exons: 3
Coding region: 1-705 (234 amino acids)
Source: RefSeq, a predicted model, not a curated record